GAUCAUGAAAGUCUCCGUUUUCUCCAAUGAGGGCACAGACAGUUCUUGUUCUUUUCUGUGUGGAAUGAUAAUCGACAACAAAUCCAUAGACUGAAGCUGUAAAUUCUCGAUUUCAAUUCAAUUGAUUCUCUUCCUUCUUCUAAAUCUCAAAGCAAAAUUUGCAGACAUGGAAGAGAAUUAGAACGUUUUUCUGGUUGAUAUUAGCCACUUGAUUGUAGCUGAAAGGUUUUAUAAGUUUUAUAAACUGCGCAUAACAUGGAUAUUGCCCUGCUCCUUGAAGAGGGCAGAGCUGAAGCAUCCAGCUACUGUGAACUUUACUGCUAUAGUUGUUGCAACAAAAGAGUGGAGAGGAAAUAGCAAUCAAUGUUCUUUAACCUAUGAGACGGAAGUAAAUUGCUGUUUGGAUUUCUGUUCUGAUAAUGUUCAACUGAGAUUUCAUCUCUCUGCAAAAUGAGUUUUAGACACGUUGGGCUCUGCUUGAUUCUCUAUACAUGUACUUGAGCAUCAUCCGGAUCAGAUACUAUCUCUGAAGCGUAUAUCUGAAGCGAUGUCUGAAGCAAUGUCUGAAGCGAUGUCGACACUGCCCAGUGUCGAAUUUGCAGAUUUGAGUCCCACAAAAGAUGUUUUUGUUUCAGCUCUCCGCUUUGCUCUGUCAAUUAACAGCCCAUGUGUGCCAUUUGGAGAUGAGCUUCAAAGAUCUGCUCAGGAACAAGUUGACUACAUGAUAAGAGCAGACGCCGAUACGUCGUUGGUAAUAACUGACGACGAAGUAAAAUCCGUGUUGAGAAUGGGUCUUUCUAGAACUUGUGCAUCGUUUCAGACAGAUCUAUCUUCACUACUUUUGGAGUCUGACCUUACAUCUCAAGUCAACGAAGACAAGCUAUUGAGAACACUAUCUGAUCUUGAAUGGAUAUGUUCUUUACUUCCAAAGAUGAAUUUAAUGAAAGACUUCGUUUCCAACUGGAUCGAGAUAUCUGGGAACGUACUGAAGGUCAUCGAGGACGAAAAGUUAAAUUCCUUAAUGUGGGGUUUGAAGGUUAAGCUGAUUGAGAUGACCAACAAAGCCUUGGAAGCUGUUGGCUAUGGGACUGUGAUUCUUCCUGCACCGUACCGGUUGUCACUGCUUCAAUUCUGGCUUCCAUAUAUCAGGAAGAUGAAGCCUCUGCUCGAUUCAAAGUGCGUCGCAGAGACAGAUUUUAGUUACAAGAUGGACGACGAGCUGUGCUUGAAUAUCGAGGGGGCAAUUGUGUCCAUGGUAUUGACAUUGCCUUCAAAUGAUCAAGCAGGUAUCUUGGUAGACUGGAUGAAAGCAGAGGAAAUGCAGUAUCCUGAUUUAACUGAUGCUUUUGAAUUAUGGUGUUAUAGGACCAAAUCUGCAAAGCGGAGAUUGGUUGAAGGUAUUGAUGGAGCCUGCUCUGACAAUGAUGAUGCUGCAAUCAGCUUUUGAAUUGAUCGCUACGACUCUGCUAGGUGGAUUCAAAUGUUUGUUAUUCAUGUAGGACAUAGCAAGUUUAUCAAUCUUCAUAUGUUCCAUUAAUAAAACUCCCUCUCUACAGAGAAAAAAAAAUGAAAACUAUAAACUUUUUGUUCUUGUUAACU
Molecule: messenger RNA, 1599 nt
Organism: Cucurbita moschata (crookneck pumpkin)
Lineage: Eukaryota; Viridiplantae; Streptophyta; Magnoliopsida; Cucurbitales; Cucurbitaceae
Product: BTB/POZ domain-containing protein At3g05675
Exons: 2
Coding region: 548-1447 (299 amino acids)
Source: RefSeq, a predicted model, not a curated record